AUGGAGAAGCCCAACGCACUCGGCAUCUCCGCUGAUGAUUUUAGGGCAAUUGAACAGACGCGUCAGCGUCUCUUUCAGUUGUCUAACAGCAUCCAGGGUCUGAAGAUGGACGUGCUGAAGAGCAAUCCGCUCCCGCCUCCAUCCUCUCUCCACGCCACAUCUCAGAUCCUCCUACGCAACCUGCAAAACCUCCUCGACAACCUGACCGAAAACAUCCACGUCUUCCAGCACCUACACGUCUUCCCAGACGUCUCGUUUCCGGGACGUAACCAGGAGCAUAUCCUUGGUCAGCUCGUCCGCAAGAAAUUGGAACCCGGCGUCGAGGAGUGGGUCGAGCGUGGCCGCGAGACGACUCGGGAACUCCGCGGGGAGGGAGAGGGUGACGGUGUCACGGCGGAUGGCGAGGCUAAGCUGGAGGAGGUGUGGCGCGAAGUCCGCGCGUGGACUGUCGAGCGCGUACAGAAAUAUGUUCUUGAGGAGGCGGGCGAUGUGUACACCGAGGAGGAACGCGAGAAGGGGGUCGAGAAUGUGAGGACGGGGCUCAAGAGGGGCUUGGAGGAGGACGAAGAUAGCGAAGACGAAGAGGGAGAUGGAGACGAGGAUGUCGUCAUGGGAGGGCAGCAGCAGCAGCAGCAACAGCCGCCGCCGCCGAAGAGAACAGGCCCUGAGCCGGAGAUGCUGUUCUGGUUCGAGGCGAACGGGGACUUCGACCUGAAUCGAAAUGUGGAGUUAUUGAGUCGGGCGGGGACGAAGCGUGGGCCGAUGGGGGCGAGGAAGUAG
Molecule: messenger RNA, 780 nt
Organism: Colletotrichum chrysophilum
Lineage: Eukaryota; Fungi; Ascomycota; Sordariomycetes; Glomerellales; Glomerellaceae
Exons: 2
Coding region: 1-780 (259 amino acids)
Biological process (GO): regulation of transcription by RNA polymerase II
Cellular component (GO): core mediator complex; mediator complex
Molecular function (GO): transcription coregulator activity; RNA polymerase II cis-regulatory region sequence-specific DNA binding
Source: RefSeq, a predicted model, not a curated record